UAUUUCGGAUUUCUACCAUUAGUAAAACACAGAGACAUUUUCAGACCUAUUUAAGUCUUUUAUAUCUACCAGUAAUAAUAAUAUAGGAAAACAUGGCUUUGAGAAUUGUGAAAUCUGGACACCUGAAACGUUUCAGUAAAAGUAUGUUUUCUGGUGGCUGGAAGGAUGUGUGGGUUGUCCUUUAUGACAACAGUGACCUGUGCAUGUACAAUAGACAAGGUGACCUUGAAAUCAAAGCAAAAAUUCACAUGAAGGAUGUAUGUAAAAGAUUUGCCUUUGGAGAACAUACAAGUAGUUUCUCUGAUAGACCUGAUCUUCCAAGAGGAGCAUCUUAUGACCAAGUCUUGGCCAUCCCCCAUAAAAACAACAGUCAGGCUAAAGUGUUCUGGUUUCUAUGUCGGGACAACAAUGAUCUCCAUGAAUGGAUGAAUGCAAUUUGUCAAGUACUCCCACCACCUGGCGGCCAGCAGCAGCCCUCAGGAGGAAUCCCCCCAAGUAGCUCUACAGGAAGUAUGCCACAAAGUUAUAAUUCACCAUCAGCACCACCCCCCUACAGUGCAGCACCACCCAGUGGUUCAGGAGGGCCAGGGCUAGGUUUUGAUGGUUUGGCAGGUGGACCUGCACCCUACCCAACACAACCUAGUGGAUAUCCUCAAGCACCUCCCCCACAGUCUUACACGCCACCCCAAGGAUAUCCUCAACAGCCUGCUGCAUACCCCCAACAGCCAGCAGCAUACCCCCAACAGUCUUAUCAACAAUAUCCACAGCAACCUUAUCAACAAUAUCCACAGCAACCUUAUCAACAAUAUCCACAACAGCCGUAUCAACAGUAUCCUCAACAACAGUACCAGCAACCAUAUGGUUAUGCACCACAAGGAUAUCAGCAGCAAUAUGUUGUUAAACCACAGAAAAGUAAAAGUGGAGGAAUACUUGGUGGUAAUACGGGCAAACUGGCUGCAGGUCUAAUAGGAGGAGCAGCAUUGGGGUACGGAGCCUCCAGAAUGAUGGGGCACGGAUUCGGAGGGCCCUUUGGGUGGGGCUUAGGUCGCCACGGAAGUUGGAGUUCUUUAAGUAGCUUUGGAAGUGUGGGAAGUUUUGGUAGCUUUGAUUAAACUUUAAGGACUUUGUUUUAUCAGAAAAAUUUAACACUAGGAUACUCAUUUUAUUUUAAAAUUGAAAGAAAUUCUUUACCAUUAAUAUCUGAAUUAAAUCUCAUAUUAAAUGCAUCUUCUUCUGUUUGUCUGAACUUAUAAUACAUUUAUGACUUCGUUAAACUUUUUUUUUUUUGAAACUGAAAUAAAGGAAACAGCUAAUCUUAAAGAAAAUAUAAGAAGUGGCCAAUUGAUGCAUAUUUUCAUCAUUUUUAUUCAUAUGAACUCCCAUGAAUAACUAGAGGAGAUACAGUUGCUAGUUCACACACGUUUAAUCUCUCUGAAUUACUUUGCUAAACAGCAAAUUAGCAAUUAGCCUAAUAAUCUUUGUGCAUGCAUGUUUGUAUAAAAGUAACAAGUACGGUAAUUUAAUGUUUAGGAAAAAUACUUGCCAAAGUAUUUUUUUUUUAUAGGACAUGGUUCUAAAAUCCAUCGCAAGUUUGAAUAAAAGUGUAAAAUGUUUCAAAGUGACCUAUUGUGUUUUUCCCAUAUUUUUUCUUAUUUAUUUUAAACACUUCUCUGAAUGUCAUAGUAUGAACAAGUGAUAUCUUGAACACAUUGAUAACAAUUGGUGAAAAAAAGUCACUAUAGUCAGACAAUAUUAUUCUUGGACAAAAUUGAGAGAGUUGUGGUUUUCAUUCAUGACACUUAUCAACUCUUGAUUUUUAUAAUUCUUAGUUUUCAGUGUCUUUGUCUUAUGGAUACUUUAAGGACCCUCUAUACACUAGAGGAAAAUAUUUUUUGGACAUUGAGAAAAUUAUAGUGUGUAAAGGUGUAAGUAUUGAGCUUAUCUAUCACAUUUUCAACAUAGGGUGCCUUGCAUUUACCCCCAGGAAAAAUAUUCACAUGUUGGCCUAUGAAAGUGUUAUGAAUGCUUGAUUUGAUCACAAAUUAAGUAAUAAACUGUACAUUUCAAUUUAUCUUAUUCUUGAUCAAAGGGCAGAUCACUCUAUCUGCAUAAAAAUACCACAAAAUCAGAACUCUCUAGUGUGCAGUGUAUAGAGGGCUCUUAAUUAAGAUACAGAUGUAACUCUCUCUGUCUAUGCUUCCAGUCCCUGAAGUUUGUGAUGAUUGUUGUGAUUUUUUUUCUCCAUUACAUGGACAUUUCAUUAUAUAAAGAGAUAAUUAUACCUCAUCAUCUGCUCUAUCAGAAUAUUCUUAUCAAGCAAAAAAAUUUUGUCAAAGUAUUAAUUUGAUAUAACAGCUACAAAAACUAAAAAUAGAAUUCAGAUUUUCAGGUGCCUGAUAAUAAUUAAAAUGUUUCUCUUUCCAUUACUGUUGUACAAUUAUUGCUACAUAAUUUUUAUUUUAACACAAAUGUUUCUCAGCAUUUUCCCUUAUUCAAAUGUAAUACAUAACAUAAUGUAUUUAUCUAUGAAUAUGUACAUAUAGGUAUAUAUAUAAAUGUUUCAGAUACACAUAUUUGCAUUUUAUUUUUCUGGUUUGUGUUUUAUGCAUGUAUUGUGUUCUUCAUAAUCUCUACAACAUUAUAAAAGGUGAAAUUUUGAAAUGUGUGCAACAGGGUCAUUUAUAAUGUCUCUCCAACUCUCCAAAGAGUGUACAAUGAAAAUAAAAAUAUGCAGCUCUAAGUAUUUUAAAUCCCCAAGCUUGGUAAGUCAUUUAAAACUGCAACCAAAAAUUGAACUCUUAAAAGAUUAAAAGAAAUUGUGUAUAUAUAUUUUUUUUAUGGUUUCUUCAAAUUACCAGUAAUCUGUGAAACUUUGUGAAGAAUUUUAGUUUGAUCUGAAGUCUUUUUAUGUGUUCAAUAUUUAACAUGUGAUAUGUGAUUCUUGUUUAUUUAUAUCCCUUUACAUUUUGAUAUUGUUUAUUUAAUAUUAUAAAUGUAAAUUUUCAUUGGAUAGUUGUGUAUCAUGUUGCAAAUAACAGAUAUGUAUCAUUUUUAUAUCUUUAACAGUUAAAUGUCGAGAAUAGAGACUACAUGUAUUUAGAGAAUGUAAACUAGUAUAUUACGGUCUUAGAUAUAGAAAUGAAAUUCAAGAUUGCAUUGUUUUUUUCCUCUGAAAAUCCACUUAUUAUGUUAUAAUGGUUGAAAAUAAAAAUAUGAACACAUGA
Messenger RNA from Saccostrea echinata, 3224 nucleotides. Its product is annotated as calcium-binding protein P-like. The record is from RefSeq and is a predicted model, not a curated record. Gene Ontology annotation, cellular component: membrane. Gene Ontology annotation, biological process: regulation of cell differentiation. The coding region runs from base 93 to 1112 and encodes 339 amino acids. The transcript is spliced from 9 exons. Lineage: Eukaryota; Metazoa; Mollusca; Bivalvia; Ostreida; Ostreidae.